This is a messenger RNA of Ostertagia ostertagi, 558 nucleotides long. NCBI's taxonomy places the organism in Eukaryota, Metazoa, Nematoda, Chromadorea, Rhabditida, Trichostrongylidae. The record is from the annotation of a GenBank genome assembly.
AUGAACAACACACAGCUUCCCUCCCUGUUCCCCGACAUCCGACUGUUCGGCAAGGUCAACGACGCCAUGCUCUCCGAAUUUUUCAGGCAGCAGGCAGAAGUGCCUGCCAACAAGGCCAUCGUCAUGGAGCUCAGCACCUCGGGCGGUGACGCAGACAUAGGCCGGCGCAUCGCGCAGGAGGUUCGCAUGUGGACGCAGACCGGGCGUGACGUCUUCUUUCUCGGAAAGACCUUCGUUUUUUCUGCAGGCAUCACCAUCAUGUCGGCCUUUCCGCGCAGCCAGCGCUUCGUGACGGGCGACUGCGAACUGCUGAUCCAUGAGCGCAAGAUGAAAAAGGACCUGCACCUGGAAGGCGCUCUACGCGGCUGCAUGUCUGCCGUGAAUGACGUGCUGGCCGAGAUUGAGUCGGGCCAGCGUCUGGAGCGCGAGGGCUUUGCGCAGCUGGCAGAGGGCUCCACCCUCUCGGCCACCGACAUCGGCAACAAGGUCUACAACAAGGACUGGUAUCUCACGGCACAGGAGGCGCUCGACCUGCGCCUUAUACAGGGCGUGGUGUAG